AUGCCCCUCCCCUCACAUUUCCGUAUUGGCUCAGUAGCGAUCAGCAACAGUACUUAUAGACACCCCAGUGCACAGGAAGGUAAGCUGCUGUCAGGCUUCACUCGUUCUGCCAGAUCUCGAGUAGCUGCCGGACGCUGUUUAGCAGCCUGCUACCACGGCCACUGGUUAAAAGUCGUGCGUGGCCAUGUCUCCUCACUAACUUUGUACAUAGUGCUCAUGAGCCCCACAUAUGGGGGCAGUGACAGCAGCCCAGGAGGUGGGAAACUGCAACCCCCUGAUGUGAGGAGCCAAACGUCAGGAGGGGAGGGCACCGGCUCAUCAACCCACAGGGCAGCACAAGAGCAAGCGGCCCCAAAUCUCAUUGCCCCAUGUCCUAAGUUAGACGUCACUAUAUUUGGUAUGGUAGUCCCGCAGCGGGGUAUCUUGGUGGUCAAGGAGCCGUUCAGACAGCAAGCUUCAGAUGGGAUACGCCUUGCACCCCCGCUCUGGCAGCGGGCGUUACAGCACUGUCACCGAAUGGAGUCCCAGACUCUCCAGCCAGAGAGGGGAGUGGCUAAAGUGAGAGGCACAGUGUUACUCGAGCCCUUGGAUGAUUGCCAGUCUCUGCAACAGGGUCUGCUAAUCUCACCAGCUAUGGUCAACAUCCACCAAGCACGCCCAGGGACUCCUCUUCCGAACGAGGUGCAACUGGCCAUAAAAUGCACCAGUGUGGCUACUCAAUGCGCUAUGUCAGUCAUCCCUGAGAGGUCAACAGAUGACGUGAAGGUGUUGCAGCAGGCCGAUCCAGCUAUCGCCCCGGUGUUGGCCUUUAUACAGCGGCAGUGUGCCCCAGGAAGAAUGGAGAGGGAGGCACUUGACCCUGCGGCCAGAAGCCCCACUAGCGGUCAGCUCCGCCCCCGGGUCAUGGGUUGGACUCCUACCAGCCCCACAUACGGUCAGCCCUGCCCCCAGCUCACGGUUUGGACCACCACCAAGACGCUCUACUCGUCAGACAGCCGGCCAGCAUCCUAA
Molecule: messenger RNA, 1011 nt
Organism: Knipowitschia caucasica
Lineage: Eukaryota; Metazoa; Chordata; Actinopteri; Gobiiformes; Gobiidae
Source: the annotation of a GenBank genome assembly